Molecule: messenger RNA, 546 nt
Organism: Necator americanus (New World hookworm)
Lineage: Eukaryota; Metazoa; Nematoda; Chromadorea; Rhabditida; Ancylostomatidae
Exons: 1
Coding region: 1-546 (181 amino acids)
Source: RefSeq, a predicted model, not a curated record
AUGACAUCCUACCUUCAAAAAGAAAGGAUCUCAGACCAGUGGAAGACCUCGCGAACCGUUCUUAUCCAUAAGAUAGGUGACCGAGAGGACCUUCGGAACUACCGUCCGAUACGCUUGCUGAGUGUGUUAUACAAAGUAUUCACCAAGAUCAUCCUCACGCGCAUACCUAGGACGCCGGAUGGAGCACAGCCUCAAGAACAAGCUGGAUGCCGCCAGGGGUUCAGCUGCUUGGACCACAUCCAGACCGUGUCGAGGGUCAUAGAGGUUUGCCGGGAAUACCGCCUGCCCCUUGUUCUAACCUUCGUCGACUAUGAGAAAGCCAUCGACAGCGUAGAUACGAAUGCAAUACUGUCAUGGCUGGUCGAUCAAGGUGUGGACGCUUCGUAUGUGAGGACAUUAGCCAACUGCUACGAUCGAUGCACCACUAAGGUACAGCUGUUCCACCGCCCCCUCACCAUACCACUGGAAAGGAGGUACGACAAGGCAUACUAUAUACUAUUACUAUAUACUAUAUCGCCGAAGCUGUUCACGGCUGCAUUGCAAUGA